Salvia miltiorrhiza (redroot sage) is the source of this 1669-nucleotide messenger RNA. RefSeq names its product protein trichome birefringence-like 12. NCBI's taxonomy places the organism in Eukaryota, Viridiplantae, Streptophyta, Magnoliopsida, Lamiales, Lamiaceae. The transcript has 3 exons. Gene Ontology annotation, molecular function: O-acetyltransferase activity. The coding region runs from base 393 to 1595 and encodes 400 amino acids. The record is from RefSeq and is a predicted model, not a curated record. Gene Ontology annotation, cellular component: Golgi apparatus.
AAUGUUGUUCAACGACUUGUCAUCGUGACUUGCAUUUUAGUAGGGUGCUUCAAUUUCAUAGUCAUUUUUUUUUUUUUUAAAUAUGAACUACUCCAAUAUUCGAUUUACUUGGAAAGAUGAAACAAUAAGUUGAAAAUGAUGGAAAAAUGUCAUUCCAACCAAAUGCUAAGGAAGAGAGAGAUAUAGAGAGAGAGAGAGAGAGAGAGAGAGAGAGAGAGAGAGAGACAGAGAUCUAUAGCGAUACAAGUAGAAAAUUUUCGACCGAGAACUGAAGUAGAUCGGCAGAUUCUCUAUCUCAAACUGUUACAUAUUUUCUUGUGUGUAAUCUCAAUUUCAUACUCGAUUUCAAAGAAUUAAGUGUCGCAGAGGGAUGAGAGAAUACAUGAACGUUAAUGGCAUCUAAACUAACCCCGAAACUCAUCACUUGCUUAAUCCUCCCAUCCUGCUUCCUCAUCCUCUUCUACUCCUCAUUCCUCCCUUUCAUCCCACAAUCUCCCGCUUCCGAAACCCCUAUUUUACCCCCUGCAACAUGCAAUCUCUUCGAGGGGCGGUGGGUUCUUGAUCCCACUCGCAAACCUAUGUACGAUUCCACCUGCCCUUUUCACAGAAAUGCGUGGAACUGCAUCAAGAAUGAAAGGGAUAACAUGGCUCGGAUCAAUUCCUGGAAGUGGUCGCCCCAUGGUUGCGAUUUGGAUCGUGUCGACCCGGCCGGGUUCUUGAAUUUGAUGAGAAAUAAGAAUAUUGGAUUUGUUGGGGACUCUUUGAACGAGAACUUUUUGGUAUCGUUUCUGUGCGUGAUGAGAUUGGGUGAUGCUGGUGCUAAGAAGUGGAAGAGAAGAGGUGCUUGGAGGGGGGCUUAUUUCCCCAAAUUCAAUGUCACUGUGGCCUAUCAUCGUGCCGUUUUGCUCGCUAAAUAUGAGUGGCAGGCUAAACAGCCUGGAAUUUCUGACGAAGAUGGAGUCAAAGGAAUAUAUCGAGUAGAUGUUGAUAUUCCAGCUAAUGAUUGGGCUAACAUUUCUGGUUUCUACGAUGUUCUGGUCUUCAACACUGGUCACUGGUGGGGUUUGGAUAAAUUCCCAAAAGAGACUCCUCUCGUAUUCUUCAGAGGUGGGCAACCAAUUCAUCCUCCUCUGGAAUUGAUGGAUGGGCUGAAAGUUGUUGUGGAGAAUAUGGUGGCUCAUAUUGAGAAAGCAUUCCCCAAGAAGGUGCUCAAGUUCUGGCGGCUGCAGUCACCGAGGCAUUUUCAGGGUGGCGACUGGAAUCAGAACGGAAGCUGCUUGUUUGACGAGCCUCUUGAAGAAUCUGAGCUUGAUUUAUGGUUUGAUCCGGUUAACAACGGAACAAACAAAGAAGCUAGAAGAGUGAAUGAAGUGAUUGGGGAGGCGUUGAAAGGCACGGGCAUCAGAACGCUGGAGUUGAGUCGUUUAAGCGAGUGGAGAGCCGACGCUCACCCAGCAGUGUGGUUGGGGAAGAAGGAUGCAGUGGCUGUGUGGGGUCAGGACUGCAUGCAUUGGUGCCUGCCUGGUCUUCCUGAUACUUGGCUUGAUAUCUUAACACAACUCAUCACCACCACCUACAACUUUGCCACACUUUGAUUCAACAUUUAUUAAUUCAUUUCCUUGCUGUUCCAAUGCAACUACCAGUUUUGAUGAGACUUUAUGUUUUCCAA